Molecule: messenger RNA, 4287 nt
Organism: Solea senegalensis (Senegalese sole)
Lineage: Eukaryota; Metazoa; Chordata; Actinopteri; Pleuronectiformes; Soleidae
Exons: 22
Coding region: 223-4146 (1307 amino acids)
Source: RefSeq, a predicted model, not a curated record
GCUACAGACACACAGCGCUGAUCUCUUCAUAAUUAAUGAUGCCACAGAAACUAAACCUGUCACAGAAAACAUAUGUCGACAAAGACAGGUUCACAUAAACUGUUCCUGGUCUGAAGAACAUGCCUGACGAGAGCUCGGAUGCGUGUCGCAUCAACUUAAAGCCAAUGUCGCAAAACUGAAGGAGACAUCAUCACACUGAAGACGUUUUCUGUCACAUGGAAAAUGUCCAUGGAGGGAGAUCCAGAGGGUUCAGUUGAGGAGCUUUGGGGAUCCACUGUGCUGUGGAAGAAGUGCAUCCAGCAGACCAUCUUUGUCGACCUCAGUGAGGACGAAAGUCUCCAUCUCAGUGACUUGGAGGGUUCUUUAGGUUUGCAUCUAUCCCAGGCUGAGUCUGCUGGCUCAGACGCCAGUGUCCAUCUAAGUGGGAGUGCGGAGUUGUCCGCUUUGGAUGACACCUCCUCAGAGUCCCGCAAUGUAACCAGUCCAAAUGAGAGGGUGCUGGAGAAAAACACCAGGAGCAAUAUAUUGCGUGUGUCUGUCCAAAGACCAAACACAAUGCAAAAUGCUCCACUUUCAAAGCGCCGUAAUGAGGACUCAGGGCAAAACACAAGCGACGAGGAUCAGGACGAUCUACCGUAUGAUGGGGACCUCGGUAGCCUAUACUUCAACCAGACACCGAGCACUGAGGCCAACACAAGCUCAGAUGGAAGAGAAACUCUUCAUGAAAGUCCGGAUGAUGCAGGUCUACUUGAGUUGACUACAAAAGAUAGAGAUGACACCAGUAAACAUUUGGUUUUCGAUGAACACACUGCUGAGGAACCAGCAUCUUUAUCACAAGAGGAUGCCUGCACCAAACAUGAUGCUCCCAUGCCAAGUGAUGUUGCGGCAGUGUGCUCUCACCCUGCACACAUUCAAAAGUUGCUGCAAAACUUCUCCCAGCUGGAUUUGGUGUUGUCUGGCAGACUCAUCGAGGCGGAGACCCUGCCAGAGGUUUCCCUGCUGGAGAGCAUGGACAGCACCACUUUGAGCUUGGCUACAACACAUAACAGCACACAUAAUACUAAUGGUAACCACUCAGACAACAUUACUCUAAGUAAAUCUGAGAGUCACUCUGGUGGGACUGAUGACAAGAGUCACGCUGUUUCAGAAAACACAAGUUUACAUGAAGAAGCUGAAAGAAAAACGAACGUCAUCUCAGCUGCUGACAGUGUUGCAUCCAGCAUAGACUCAAACCAGAGCAGCAGAGACAACAGUGUCAUCGAUGUAGUGAAGCAGGAAGAGUCUGACGACCGUGAUCAGCUUCAGAGAAACCCACUCGUGCGCGCCAGGUCCUUCAGUGAAAUGAAAUAUGGUCAAGGCCAAAUCCAUUACCCCCUUCCUGAUUUUUCUAAGGUUGCCCCCAAGGUUAAAAUCCCCAAAGCUCCAAGUGGACCAUCCAGACCUGUUCCUCAGUACCUCAGCACCAUGCACAGAGCCCAGUCAUCCCCUAUGUUAGAUGUGAUCAGCAGAGUCCUGGAGGAUUCAGGCCAACCACCAGAGAAGCCUUACGUCUUCAGAGAUGAGGAGAAACAAACUCCUCCAGCACUGGUUCAUCAACUGCAGGCUGAAUAUGAUAAAUUAUUAACUAAAUAUGCUGGAGCAGAGAAUCUUAUUGAUCAACUGAGACUGGGAAUCAGUACUCAGCCCUUUUCUGAUCCAAAGCUUUAUUCAGAGCACGAUGGCGAUCCUCAGAGAAAUUUACCUGAGGGAAGCCAUCUUGGAUCCUUGGCUCCUCAGCGUUCUCCAUCAGAAAACUUUGUGCAAAAGGGAGGAACAGCAAUCCAGAGCGACAUUAAGGGUGAAGCUUUUUCCUGUCUCGGCCAACCUGAGGAGGAUCCCAGUGAAGGAGAACGGAUGACUGCAGAGCUGAGAGACAUCAUCGGCCCAUUCAUUCAGAAGGUGGAGGGGUUCAAAAUGAGUGUCAGCAACAUUACGAUGAGCACAGAAGAACAGCAAAUGGUGUUGAGGAGCAUGAUGGAGGCUCAGGACCAGCUGGAGAGGAAGUACAUCAGUAAGAAGGAGGAGCACAGAGCAAUGGAAAUGCAGAAUUACAGGGGUUUGUCCAGGAACACGGGCAUAUUUGAUCCAAACAGGCUGAUAGAGGGAGACAUAUUCAGGAUAGGGAUGCACCUGGACAACAUUAAGGAGACGAUAGACAAAAACAUGUGUGAGCUCAUUUCUCCGCCUCGCUCAUCCUCCACUCCCACACCCAUGAAGGAGAGGCUACAUGUGAGCCCUAGUCCUCUUUGUACGCUCAUACCCUCACCUCCACCAUCCCUGCAUCAGGGACCACAUGCAGAUUUUUCCACGGUUGUUUAUAAGAUGGAGACAUGCAAAAAGGAACUCAAAGUGGAUGAAGUGGAACAGGCCAGUGAGGAAGUGGAGCGAAGCCGUGACGCUGUUCUGGACACUGGACAUAAAAGUUGCACUUCAUGGGGCACACGGGAGUCUCUGGAGAGACUGGACAACCAGAGAGCUGAGGCUGAGGAUGGCAACGAAGAGGAGUGCACCUCUGUGUUGUCAGAGGGGUCAGUUCACCAUCGUGACAUCCUAGCGUGUCUGAGCGGAAUCAGCUUAUCCUCAACGCAGACUCAUGAAAGUCAUAGCGCUGUGGAUCGCGUCCGUGUCGCAGAGGGUAAAUGUGAUCUGGGUGAUUGUGUGAGUCUGGCUGUGGAGGUCUCCACUUCCUGUGCAGCACCCAAACCCUCAGACACACACAGCCACGCAGAGCCUCCACUCAACACCUCUUGUUCAUCACAGAGGACCGUGAGCCCAGAGGCAGACAGUGGAUUUGGGAGCUCUUACUUGACUCAGUCAGCUUCUGGAUCAUUUCAACCCAAUCUGCUCAUCGAAAGUGUGCAGUCCCAUGAGGAUGGUCUGAGUAGCUCAGAGAGCGAGGGCUGCUCCAAACUGCAGACAACCAUCUAUUCAGCGUCUCUGAACACCCAGCGGUGGGCCAACUCUCACCCAUCUGUCCAAACACAGUCCUGUGGUCAAGUGGAGCUGUGGGUAGAGAGCACCACCAAGGGGCCUUCACUCGGGCUGCAGGUGGCAAAUGUUUCAGGAUCGGACCGAAGCCUGCCUUCUCAGCACAGUCACUACGUCUCCGAACCUGCACUCAGCACUACCAUGAAUUCACUGGAGAGAGGCAGCCAAGUGUAUUCCUGCUCCUGUAAUAGGUCAGUGUUUCGUCACAGUGAGGCCAUACUGGCCUUGCAGUCAGAAGUGUCCAGGCUGAAGGAGGAACUGGAGGAGGGCUUGGUCCAGCUGCCUCACCUAGCACAGAAGAUGGAUUAUCUCACCUCCAAAUACAGACAGGAUCGUCAGGAGCGCAGGUCCAAAACGAGACAAAGGACUCACCUAAAACCAUCCCGUCACAGCCCAGCGAGAGUAGAGGACUGGAUUUCUUCAGACAUGGACCCCAGUAAGAGCAAAGGUACGGAGAGUGGUGAUACAGCAGCCUCAGAAGUCAUGUUGCAGUUCCACAACUCAACAGUAGAGAGCAGAAGAGGCAGCAGUUUUCAAUCCGGACAAGGAAAACUGCAGAGCAGCAGAGGCGCAGAAGGAAAUCGCUUAGUGAAAACUCAUGUAAUCUCCUGCUCCAGUUUUAAAGGAGAGAAAGGGGGAGCUACUGACAGCACUGCACCACAGACAGCCAUGAUUGAGAGCUUUUACUCCAAGGAGAGGUGGUCUCCCCUCUCGUCUCCAUCUCUGCAGAAGCCCCUCCUCCAGGUCAACUACUGCUCUUCCAGCAGUCUACCUGCCAGCUAUAAAGUGAGGGAGCCACUGCUCCAGUCCAUGAGCCGUCACAGGAAACGAUCCACUCAGUCAGACACAGCACUCCUGCCCAGCAAUGUGUACUUUCAGCGGACACUGUCUCCUGUCUCAGUGUCCUCAAAGUCUGUCAGCAGGACAGGCAGACGCAGCGGCAGCAAGGAUGAAGACAUGAACAGAACCCUGGACAAGGCUAUCGAAGUGGCUCGCAGCAUGAAAAGAACCACAGACCGGUUGGCCAAGAAACUGUCAGCGGACCUGGCCAAAGCUGAACUCCACAGGAAGCUGCACUGCACACAGCCACGAGAGGGAAGGAAACACCAUGCACUGUGACACCCACACGUCUCGCCCUACUACCUGUGAUAUAUGUGAUACAGAGCUUUAUGUCUUGAUGUUGUAAUGUAAGGAUCUGUUUGUUGCUUUUGUACAUUAGUGUAUAUUUGUCAUGGGCAUAAAAGUCUGAAAUCACUUCAA